AUGUCGUGGGGGUCAAAUAUCGGAACAUUGGAUGGUCAACUUUCCUUGUGUGAGCGAAGUGGACAGACGACGGGCCGGCGGAGACAGAUUGUCUACUCGUGGCUCCGUCGUGAGGCUCUGUCGCCACGCGUCGGUCAGUCUACUCGGCUCGGAACCCCAUUGAUAUUGUGGAACUGGAGCCGUGCGAGGUUGCAGUGGCAAGUGCUGGAUCGUCGUCUAGUUUUAAACGGGUCUCCCCGUGUUGAGAUGCGCCAUCAAGGCACUGUUGCGUGCGGGUCUGAGGAGUGGCCGACCCAACGCGGAUGUAACACCAACACGAACCCGACAAAACACGCCAUAGGUUCAGACGAGCAGCAACUGCACCCCUUGGACCUUUCCAACGCGUCCAUGUCACAAUCCAUCAGGCGUCCGAAAGAGCGCUCAAAGAAAUCCACCAAACAAAGGACGGUGAGACCAUUGUCGCUUAUCAUUGCGCGAUUGAUAACGACACGCUUCCCCUCUCAAACCAGCUGCGACUAUACGCCAAUGACAGAGGGAUGUCGACAUUUGGGCGGUAUCUCACUAGGGUAUACAGCUUCCUAUCGUGGACGCUGCAAGACGUAUCUUAUCUGUGUUGGAACUCGAAUUGUGGUUGGCGAAUCCCCGCGAGCGCUGAUCUUGGAUCUUGUCCGUGGCUGA
Messenger RNA from Dothidotthia symphoricarpi CBS 119687, 678 nucleotides. RefSeq lists its product as uncharacterized. The record is from RefSeq and is a predicted model, not a curated record. Lineage: Eukaryota; Fungi; Ascomycota; Dothideomycetes; Pleosporales; Dothidotthiaceae. Bases 1 to 678 code for a protein of 225 amino acids. The transcript has 3 exons.